AUGUUCUUCCCAACCGGCCUCGUGGCCCUCAUCAUCACCCUCAUCAGCGUUUAUGCCCUGCGCCAGUCCGUCACGUCCAUCGGCAACAUUUCGAAAUAUGAGGAAAAAGCAAAGAAAGCAGCAGAAUGGAGCAACACGGCCAGGGACCGCCUCUGGGGCACGCGCUACACCAUAGGAACGGGCUUUGUCUCUUGCCUGGUGUCCCUGAUCACAGCCGUGGCCUACGUGCUCCUCGUCCCGUCCGGCUCCGGCAUCUUCGCCGCUCCGUUACGGACCAUCUGGCCCGCAGUGCUCGCCGUAGCCCUGCGCUUCGGUGCCAGCCGGUACAUGCACAACUUUUGGGCGACCAAGGCCAAGGUGCCACUGGUAGACCAGUACAACGCCGCGAUCUCCCAGAGCAUGGACGUAAUCGGUUUCUUGGACCUGCUUUCGGUCGGCUGGGCUGCUGUGGCGGUGCUCAAGGCGCUCUCGCUGUGA
This is a messenger RNA of Diaporthe citri, 477 nucleotides long. RefSeq lists its product as uncharacterized. The transcript has 2 exons. Lineage: Eukaryota; Fungi; Ascomycota; Sordariomycetes; Diaporthales; Diaporthaceae. The coding region runs from base 1 to 477 and encodes 158 amino acids. The record is from RefSeq and is a predicted model, not a curated record.